Messenger RNA from Aspergillus ochraceoroseus IBT 24754, 979 nucleotides. RefSeq lists its product as uncharacterized. The record is from RefSeq and is a predicted model, not a curated record. NCBI's taxonomy places the organism in Eukaryota, Fungi, Ascomycota, Eurotiomycetes, Eurotiales, Aspergillaceae. The transcript has 2 exons. The coding region runs from base 209 to 652 and encodes 147 amino acids.
GCGAACUCCAUCAUAGUAGCAGGGAGAUGGGGGACUCGAAUGGAAGAGUCUCAAAGUGAGUCGGUUUUAGACGACAAUAGUGCGAAGGGGAUAUAAAUAUGUGGAUCAUGGCCCCCCAUUCUUUGUCCCAUUGGAAUUGCAGAAAUUGACCCAAGAUUUCAAAAUACCAAGUAACCUGUAUUCGCCUCGAGCUCCCUUAGAAUAAACCAUGUCUCGGCCCAAAGUGUUCUCAGCGUCCGCGCGGGUUCUCUCAUGGGACGAGGAUAGAUCACCCGCCACCCAAUCUACCUUCCCUCGCUUGACCCCGGCCACCGUGAAAAUGAGCCUCGACGAGCUGAACUCCCGGGUCACAAGCAGCUAUCAGAUGCUAUAUCUCCCUGCAGGGCCAGAUUGUGCGAAGGACGGUUCCGCUGUUUUCGUCUUCACCGAUCUCAUAGAAUCGGAUGGGUUUGAGGGCAAAACGGGUAGCUUCAUGACUCAAGGUACGGGAAAGUUUGAUGCAACAACGUACCGGGUAGAAGGCACGUUUGAAAUUGUGCCUCGCAGUGGGAAGGGAGAUCUUGGGGAAAUGUUUAAGAAAGGUGGUAAUGGGAGCUUUCAGUCCGAUGAAAAGAACCCAAGUCAAGUAAAUUACAACUUUGUUCUUCCCUAGGUCGGAGCUUUCCUGCUUCUGACUACCUAGCUCAGAAAUCAACAUCUGGUCAGCAAAAGGAUUAUGGGGUGAUGCUUUAAAAGACUAGCGAGAAAUGGACAUCUUUCAAUGUAUCCUUUUUCUGAAAGUGGUAGAUAAAUAAGAACUUAUAUAAACACGAUAUCUAUAUAAUGAAGCAGGAAUAGAACGUUAGUAUGGCCCAAUUGUCAGGAUGUCAUUAGAGAGGCAACAUUGCAUCGCAAGUAUACGUUGUAUAGUGUGCGAAAUUCCAGAAAUUGCAAUGAGUCCUUACAGCCGGGAUAAGUGAAUAGUACACGGGCUUGGCAC